Messenger RNA from Peronospora matthiolae, 1362 nucleotides. The record is from the annotation of a GenBank genome assembly. Lineage: Eukaryota; Oomycota; Peronosporomycetes; Peronosporales; Peronosporaceae.
AUGCGCCAUCAGUCCCUUGCCGUCGUGGCUUUUGCGGUGACACUCGUGCACACAACACACUCUUUGAUGACAUCCGACUCCGAGACGGACAGCAUCAGCCUCCCGGCUCGUGUUCGCCCCUAUAACGGCAGCCUUGGUGAUGUCCGGGGCAAGCUGCUGGUGGGUGCAGACGAAGGCGCUAGGGGUGAGGCGAGGAUGCUGGACAUAAAGCUCGACCCAGCGGUCAGAUAUCAGGUUAGCAUUAUGGUAAAAAAUCUGCACCAACACGACCCUCCUGGCGUCAGGGAGGGCUUGCAACAGAUCGACCAGCAAGCUGUGGAGCUUAAACUCAGUAUGCAGCCUGGGCCAAAUGAUGAGAAGAUCAAGCAAUUGGAAGCUAUCGUACAAUUUAAAGAAAAGGGCAGAAAUGGGGACACACUUGGGGUUCAAGCGGCUCGAGCUAAUUGGGAGAUGGUGCACGAGGUUCAGAAGAAACGCAAGCAGGAGAUGCAACAACACGACCUGCGUCCUGACGAACUUAUCAAGAUGGUGAUCCUUGAAGUCAAGAUCAAAGCUGCCCUCGUCAGGGUUAGUAAAAAAACUGGCAAAGUCUCAACUGGGCCACGGUCUAACCCUGUUGCCGGUAUUGAUUUUAUAAGCCUUGGACAUCUGGAGGAUUGUAUCGAGAAGUACAACGAGAAACACAAAAAAGCGUUCACGCUGGCAGGAACGUUAUGGGAUUAUUUUGGCAAUGUGCGCGACAUUGUAUCGUUUGUGUCGAUGGUGAAUGCCGUCGCACUCAAGAAAAUCCACGCGGGAGAUGUUGUGGCAACGCAUGAUUUGCUGGUUAAAGGUUGGCAACAAGUUGCUGUCAGACUGCCGAAGCCAAUGUCGCAGGAGGAUGUCCUAAAAGACCAAAACGUGGUCUCUUUGUUCAAGUUCACCUUGGCGCUCGGCACAACUAUUCCGUUAAAGCGACAAGAAAUCUUGGAUUGUCUGACCAAGGUGUUUGGCGUUCCUCACGCUGAUUUGCUGAUUAAAGAAGUGGAUAAGGUGGUCUUAAACCCCGACAAUUUGACGAACGUGCUUGGUGUGAAGGAGGGAGGCGUAAACUCCAAAAUUGUUGAUCGACUUCUCCCUUCCAAAAGAACCCCAGCGGUUUUGGCACAAGGGGCCAAAAACCAAAUGCCGAAGCGGUUCAAGAAGUCAAACGCUGCGAAUUCAUCUCCAUUGGCUGAGGAGUCAAACGCUGCGAAUUCAUCUCCAUCGGCUGAGAAGUCAGACGCUGCGAAUUCAUCUCCAUCAGUCGUGGAGUCAAGUGCUGCUUAUCCAUCUCCGUCGGUUCGACCUGUUCCGGUCCUACUCGACCUCUUUGUCCGUUAG